Stegodyphus dumicola is the source of this 1371-nucleotide messenger RNA. RefSeq lists its product as uncharacterized. Lineage: Eukaryota; Metazoa; Arthropoda; Arachnida; Araneae; Eresidae. The record is from RefSeq and is a predicted model, not a curated record.
UAGCAGCAGUGAGAGUACGGAGUGGUUGCUCGAAGUAGAAAAUACGUGCUAAUCAGUGUCACGUUCCUUCAGAGCGUUGUUUUAUUUGAUUGAAAACAUAUUUAAGCUUGUGAAAUAAAAUAGGAGAAAUGAACGAUUCCAGCCGGUAAAUUUUUGAUGAUGUAGAUGCCUUCAGAUAUAUUGUUCUUCAAAUUUUAUUCUAAAAACAAUAUUAAGCCAAAUCUUGUUUCCAUGAUGUGUUAAAUGAACUUCAAACAUAGUUAGCCUCCUCGUAGUUAGUUAAGAAAUCUUUUCAGAAAGUUAUGUAUAUUUCUGCUCGACCAAAAUGAUACGUAUUACUUGCAAAUAUUUUAAAGGUGGGACAUCCUAAGCCGCAACAGCAUGGCGGAACGGCAUGUGACAAUUCCACUAAUGAUGAAGAAUGAUGAAGAUAUACAGUUUGUUGAAGAUGAUAAUGACACUAUUUCCGAAAAUGAGCCAUCCUCGGGAGCCGUACGCGUUACGUCUGAGAAUUACAAACCUGCUUCUGAAAAUUUGUAUACUGAAAUACCGCCACAGGAGACACGAGUCAGUUUCCUGCAGAUACCGAAAAGAAAACCAGUAUCUAGAUCUCCAUCAACAGAAUCUUCAGAUGUGACUUUACCUGUGCUGGAAAGAAGUUCCAGUACACGCAGAAAGUAUCAUGAUUAUGAAAAGUUGUCGGUCACUUCAAGUGAAUCGAAAAGAAGUGCCGUAGAGCGAAUCACAGAAGGAUCUUUCUUCAGACGAAGAAAUGAUGCGACUUACGACUCUCGAAGAUCUGAAAGCAAAGUAGAUGACGAAGAACACAUUUUAGAAACAUUACGUCAAGUCGUCAGAAAAUGCACAAAUGUGGAUCCUGUAAAAAGGCCAGUCUCAGGUGAUGUCUUAGAUAUGUUGUCUUCAACACUUGAAAAACCAUGAUCUCAAAGCUAUCUUUAGUGGAAUUUUAUAAAUAAAGAAACCACGUUAGUACGAGGUUGAUCUGGAAAAACAUUUUUCUAUGAACUAAGGAGAAGAACAAGAAUUUGAACAUAACAGCGAAUUCUGAUGAACGUCGAAAGGAAAAGCUCCUUACGUGUGUUUGCUGUUGCAAACAGAACGAAUUCGAAGAACAAUGUCAAAUAUUUUUUAAAGCGUUUGCUGUCCAAGUCUCUUGUACAUAUGAACCAUAAAAAUAUUUUAUUUUUUAAUCUAUGGAUCCCAGUGAACUUUGCUUGGUCAUAAACUCAGGUAUAUAUUACGUAUUAGUCUGCUGAAAAGUUUUUAUUUGCAGACGAAGCAAAUUAAAAGAACUGUUAUGUGUUUGAAAGUACUUUUGAUGUGAUUUUAUUAAAAUAACUGCAAUUAAAA